Messenger RNA from Aspergillus bombycis, 1341 nucleotides. RefSeq names its product cytochrome P450. The record is from RefSeq and is a predicted model, not a curated record. The coding region runs from base 1 to 1341 and encodes 446 amino acids. Gene Ontology annotation, molecular function: iron ion binding; oxidoreductase activity, acting on paired donors, with incorporation or reduction of molecular oxygen, reduced flavin or flavoprotein as one donor, and incorporation of one atom of oxygen; heme binding. NCBI's taxonomy places the organism in Eukaryota, Fungi, Ascomycota, Eurotiomycetes, Eurotiales, Aspergillaceae. The transcript is spliced from 3 exons.
AUGUUUAAUCAGACCAUCUUGUGUACUAUAGAACCUACAAAUGUGAAGGCAAUCCUGGCAACAAAAUUUGAGGAUUUCAGCCUAGGCUGCAGACACGAGCAGUUUUCUCCCUUUCUCGGAAGCGGAAUCUUUACAUUGGACGGUGAGCCCUGGGCGCAUGCAAGAGCCUUGUUAAGGCCUCAGUUCACAAGAGAACAGGUAUUUCAGAGGAAGACAUUGCUCCAGCAUCAAGCUAAGUUCGAUUUCCAGGUCGCAGACAUUGACAUCCUUGCCCACCAUGUCACCCGGGUCAUCGAAUCGGUACCAAAGAGCCGCUCCAGCUUCGACAUCCAGCCACUCUGCUUCUCCUUUGCGCUCAACUCUGCGACACACUUUCUCUUCGGCGAAUCCGUUGAUUCUCUAGACCCACGUCUUUUGCAGGCCUCGACAGCAACGAGCAUCCGGGCAUUUGAAGAGGCAUUUGAUCUCGCCCAGGAUUACCUUUUCGCACGAUCUAAGGCUCUAGGCUUCUACUGGUUGAUAAAUCCAAAGGCGUUCAGAGAUGCAACCAGAAAAGUUCAUAGAGUCGUAGACUACUAUGUGCGACGUGCAAUAGAUACGAGGAAGAAUGCUGGUCAGAGAGAGAAAUCAAAAGGGCGGUAUAUAUUACUUGAGGCAUUGGCGGCUGACACACAAGACCCAAAGAUCCUCCGGGACAAUCUGCUAAAUGUUCUGCUAGCCGGAAGAGAUACUACGUCUAGCCUACUGAGCUCCACAUUCUACUAUCUGGCUAGACAUCCUAGGGUCUGGUACAAACUCAGAGAUCAAAUAAUCGCACGUUUUGGGACUAAUUCAAGGCCACUGGCUGACCUCACGCAAACGUCACUCAAAGCAAUCCCAUAUCUGCGCUAUGUACUGAACGAGGCCCUCCGUCUCCUACCCCCUGUUCCUAUUAAUUCCCGGAUUGCCACAAAGAACACCUGCCUUCCAGUAGGUGGUGGACCAGAUGGAAAAUCUCCAGUAUACGUGGGUAAGGGAGCAAUGGUUUUCUACAGCGUAUAUUCUAUGCACCGGAGGCCAGAUAUCUGGGGCCAGGAUGCACACUCAUUCCGACCGGAGCGAUGGGAGAAUGCAAAACACCAGUGGGAGUAUCUUCCUUUCAACGGUGGACCGCGUAUUUGCCUCGGUCAGCAAUACGCAUUGACUGUGGCGAGCUACACACUAGUUAGGUUCAUGCAGCAUUUCGACGUCUUAGAAAAUGCGGACCCUGAUUCAACUGAUGACCCUGUCUUACGUGCAAACCUCACACUGUCACACGAUCAGGGUGUGAUGGUGAGGCUGUACUCUUCCUCUAGCGCUUGA